CGCGGGCCGCGAGGCCUGGGUCGGGCCGCGCCGUGCGGGGCCGCUGGGAGUGGAGGCCUCUUGGGGGCGGGCGGGCUGGAGGCGCAGGUACAUGUGAAGAUUUCUUGGCAGAUCAAACCAUUGAUCACCUUGUCUUCAUUUCUACUUGUUCUGUGUUGACAAGGGAGCGUGCCCAAAUGAGCAAGGUAUCACAGCAGAACACUAUUCCGGGCGUGAAUGGAAUAAGUGUCAUUCAUACUCAGGCUCAUGCCAGCGGCUUACAGCAGGUUCCUCAGCUGGUGCCCGCCGGCCCUGGGGGCGGAGGCAAAGCUGUGCCUCCAAGCAAGCAGAGCAAAAAGAGUUUGCCCAUGGAUCGCAACAGUGAUGAGUAUCGUCAGCGCAGAGAGAGGAACAACAUGGCGGUGAAAAAGAGCCGGUUGAAAAGCAAGCAGAAAGCGCAGGAUACGCUGCAGAGAGUGAAUCAGCUCAAGGAAGAGAAUGAACGGUUGGAAGCAAAAAUUAAAUUGCUGACUAAGGAAUUAAGUGUACUGAAAGAUUUAUUUCUUGAGCAUGCACACAACCUCGCAGAUAAUGUGCAAUCCAGUAGCACUGAAAAUACGACAGAUUCUGAUAAUGCAGGACAGUAGACCUCACCCCUUUCAAACGUCACAACUUGUGGCUUUAACGUUAAAGGUGUGACUACCUACACUACUCGUAUCAGCGGCUGAAUCUCCAUUAUUCAAAGAUCCAUUGAAGGUUGUUUUCUAGAAUAAGCACUGAAGAGUUGAUUAGCUAAAAAUGUUAGCCAUAUAAUUUGAAUAUCUGGUUUUAAAUGAUAAGGAUUUUUGUGGGGAUAAAAAACAGUUUUAGAGGUAUAUGGUAAAAAAAAAAAAAAUGCCCUGGAGCUUGAUGUUCUUAAUAAAUCCUGACUCCC
This is a messenger RNA of Lipotes vexillifer (Yangtze River dolphin), 913 nucleotides long. RefSeq names its product CCAAT enhancer binding protein gamma (gene CEBPG). The transcript is spliced from 2 exons. Gene Ontology annotation, molecular function: RNA polymerase II cis-regulatory region sequence-specific DNA binding; DNA-binding transcription factor activity, RNA polymerase II-specific. NCBI's taxonomy places the organism in Eukaryota, Metazoa, Chordata, Mammalia, Artiodactyla, Lipotidae. The coding region runs from base 177 to 626 and encodes 149 amino acids. Gene Ontology annotation, biological process: DNA-templated transcription; regulation of transcription by RNA polymerase II. The record is from RefSeq and is a predicted model, not a curated record.